AGGAGGCAGGAGGCGCAGCGGCGGACGUGAUGGAGGACAGCCGGCGGCAGAGCGGACGGGAGGCGGACAGGUGAGGAGCUGCGGCCAGACAGAUUCGUGCAGCGAUGGAGUUGACCGUGGCGAGGACGAUGAUGCUGGCAGGAAGCGUUCUGGUGGUUCCCGUUGUCGCCUUCAUCACCUCCUUCCUGCUGUGGCCCGGAACGCUGCUGAAGGCCUACAACUGGUACAUGCGUCGCAAGUUGGGGCUGGUGGUUCACUACUCCCACAGCGGGAGUUACCGCUUCUGUUAUUCCAGCCGCGGGACACCAGGUGGCGCCACACCGUCGCUGCUGCUGCUGCACGGCUUCUCCGCCACCAAGGACAUGUGGCUGCCCGUCGUCAAGUACCUCCCCACAGACCAGCAUGUGGUGUGCGUUGACAUGCCGGGACACGAGGGCACGAGUCGCACCGGCAUCGAGGACUACAGCAUCGAGGGUCAAGUCGGCCGAAUCCACCAGUUUGUGCAGAGCAUCGGUCUGGAUAAGAGGCCCUUCCACCUGGUCGGGACCUCCAUGGGCGGGAACGUCGCCGGGGUUUACGCCGCCCGUCACCCGGCUCACCUGUGCAGCGUCACGCUGGUUUGUCCGGCAGGUCUGGUUUAUCCCACCGACUCCGAGUUCAUCAGCCGCCUGAGGGAGCUGGAGAAGAACCCACAGGAGAACGAGUCCAUCCCUCUGAUCCCCAAAACCCCCGAGGAGCUGGACGACAUGCUGAGGCUCUGCUGUCACACCCCGAUAAACCUCCCCAAGCAGGUGCUGCGAGGUCUCCUUCACAACAGGAUCCCCAACAACGGUUUCUACAAAGAAGUAUUUAUGGAGAUCGUCGGGGAGAAGUCUCGCCACUUGCUGCAGGAACACAUGCAUCUGAUCACGUCGCCCCUGCAGGUGAUCUGGGGGAAGGAGGACCAGGUGUUGGACGUUUCGGGGGCCGCAGUGCUGCAGGCGGCGCUGCCUCGCUGCCGCCUCGACCUGCUGGACAACUGCGGCCACUCGGUGGCGCUGGAGAGGCCGAGGAAGGCCGCCACGCUCAUCAUGGACUUCCUGUCUGCGCAGGAAGUCAGCGAUAAGAAACUCUCCUGAGCUGAACUGGGACCUCACGGUGGACGAAGGAUGAAGGCGGCCGCGAUGCCGUCCUGUAGGUUUACGUCUGUGAAGAUUCAACCAGCAAACAAACUGAGACCAAGAGAUUCCUGAAGUGUUUUUUACCGGUUUAAUUCUCACAAAGCAUCUGAUUACAGGCUGACGUCUGUUUUACUUAUUAAUAUUCAGUGAAUUCAUUCCAAGCUGCACUUUUGUUGUGUUUAAUGUGUUUUGUGUGAAGCGACUCAUAUUUAACCUCAAAAAAACACAUUCAGACUGAGAUGUAGAACAAAACGUGUUCAGUGACGUGUUGCCUGAUGUAGGAGUGAUUUAUUUUAUUAUUAUCCUGUAGUGGUUUGAUAACUGAGGCGAGCUCUUGUACAAAACAUCUUCAUGAACCACAGAAAUAAAACUAUAAAGUAAAA
Messenger RNA from Stegastes partitus (bicolor damselfish), 1543 nucleotides. RefSeq names its product abhydrolase domain containing 6, acylglycerol lipase. Bases 105 to 1118 code for a protein of 337 amino acids. The transcript is spliced from 9 exons. Gene Ontology annotation, cellular component: membrane; AMPA glutamate receptor complex. Gene Ontology annotation, molecular function: monoacylglycerol lipase activity. Lineage: Eukaryota; Metazoa; Chordata; Actinopteri; Pomacentridae. The record is from RefSeq and is a predicted model, not a curated record. Gene Ontology annotation, biological process: acylglycerol catabolic process.